GGUUCCUUCUUGAGAAGUUAAACGAUUGGUUUCCAGGGAUAGAGACUAGAGAUGCCCUAAGUUUGGGCCGCCGCCGGCGGUUCCUUCCGCCGAACCCUACUCCGCUCCGGAUCCUCCCCAACACCAUCCCGCCGCCCCUCCCGCCGGCGCACAUCCAUGGUCGGUUAAUUAGAUUCCGCGUGAGGUUUUCGCCGGGGGUCGGCGUUGGAUUCCGCGUCGGUUCCGAGUCGAUCGAGGAGCCCUUUCCAUAUCGAACACGCCGCAACUCGAUCGGCCGAGUUCGCGUCCCCCAAGAACUCGGCGUCCCGUCUCGCCGAGAUUAUAUAUAGGGCCGCGAGCUCCACGAAAUCCCCCGUGAUUUCGGCGGCGUCCAAAUCCAAAGAGAACUCAUGAGGGGGGAUCGAUCGGCCAUGAGGGUCACCCGAGGUAUGCACCUGGAGGCGAAGAUGGGCGAGAACGCGUGGCGCGCCGGCGAGGUGGUCUGGGGCAACGGACACUCGUACGUCCUGCGGUGGUUCGAUGGCGGCCCAGACUCUGAGCGCAUCCGGAGGACGGAUGUCCGGCCGCUCCCGGAUCCCGCCGUCAAGCUGCCGGCGGACCUUGCCACCGGCGACGAGGUUGAGGUGUUUCACAGCAACCUGUGGAAGCGCGCCGUGGUCGUGGGAGCCGCCGGCCACGGUCAGUUUGAUGUCAAGAUCGCCCGCUCGACCGAGGUUCUUACGGCGGACACGAGCGUGCUGCGGCCCCUUAUGGCGUAUCGGGGAGGGGAGAAAGGCUGGGUCUUGAUCCACAAGGAUAACGAAAUCCCCGCCGAGAGCGCCGUGCCAUGGCGCCCCGUGGCCGUUAAGAACAUCAAAAGCAAAGCCAAUGACAAUGGAGGCGGCAAGUUCGCCGCGCAUUCCACCAAUCUGGGUCUGGGCAAGACGAAGAGGAGCAAUUACGCGGUGGACGCCGACAUUGUCAGGGAUGUCAAGAGAUUUCAGGGCAACAACGUCUUCUUGGCCAAGAGAGAACCCGCAGCAAGGUACCACGACAACAACAUAGAGGUGAUGGAUGUACACCCAAGCCAUUACCUCAAGAAACGGGAGCAGGAGACGAGCAAUCAUACUAAACCCAACGAUGAGGAAAUUGAUGUGAUCGGAGGAGGAACGGACAGCGACAACGACGACGAUUCCAACAGUAGCAAGUCUGAUCCAUCGUCGUCGGACGGAGACAGCAGCAGCAGUGGGGGAAGCAACAGCAACAGCAACGCCGGCGCUCGUGCAGUUCCCCCGACCGCCGAGCAUUGCCAAGAAAAUCAAGAAGUCCAGUCGCCGCCGAGCUGCAAGGAAGAGGAGCAAGAUUCUGAGGAGAGGACCGAGUCCCGUGGCAGCGCGAGAAUGCGCCACCGACCGGCGGACGAGGAAGAGGAACAGAAUGAGCAAGAAGUAGAGGAGCAUGAUCACCGCGUCCAUGGCCUGGAGCUGGAGGCCUACGUGAGCGUCAUGAAGGCCUUCUACUUCACGGGACCGCUGACCUGGGCCAAGGAGGAGCUGCUGUCCGACCUCCGCCUGCAGCUCCACGUCUCCAGCGACGAGCACCUGCAGGCGAUAUGGCGUCUCAAGGGGAAGAAGUAAAAAAACCGCAGGCGUUUCAGUUCAACGGCGGGUAUUGCUGAUUGCUGUAGUUUGUAACCUGUCAAUCUGUGAUAGUAGAUUACUGUACGUAGUUGGGAGUGUCAAGUCAGUCAUCAGUUGACUGAAUUUGAUUUGGAUCUCAGUCAAAGUUUGAUUUUGAUCAUUUUGGGUCUUAAUCAAAUUUUGAUUCUGAAUUUGGGUCUCAGUCAUCAGUUCCAACUUAAUUCCAAACUUAUUGGCUGAUUGAUAGUUUGUCA
Messenger RNA from Triticum aestivum (bread wheat), 1873 nucleotides. RefSeq lists its product as uncharacterized. Gene Ontology annotation, cellular component: nucleus. The transcript has 2 exons. Lineage: Eukaryota; Viridiplantae; Streptophyta; Magnoliopsida; Poales; Poaceae. Bases 390 to 1616 code for a protein of 408 amino acids. Gene Ontology annotation, biological process: defense response to fungus. The record is from RefSeq and is a predicted model, not a curated record.